ACGUGGUGUGCGCUUCGCACGGUCGUUGAACGCUUUGCGCCGAACGAAGAUCCCCCUCAUCGACGCUCCUCUCACGACAGCAAGCAACAAGACACCGAGGAAGGGGCGGCAAGCGAGGGACUGAUGUCUGGCCCGAGAGAGAUCUAGAGUCUGUCCAUAAUGGAGACGUCGAGCCCUGCGCCCGAUCGUCGGUAUCAGGAAAGCUUCGACGAGCUCAUGAAUGGCGAAGACGAGCUGGUGGGGCAUGCUGUCGAAGCUCGACGGCCAAAUGGGACUGCUCAUGACGAUGACGAUGACGACGACGACGAUGACGAGAAAGAAGACUGGAAGGGCGGAGAGGAUGAUGGGGCAACAAUUGGCGACGUGUCGAGCUAUUCCGAUCGGCUAAAGGAGAUCAUGGGCAGCGACGAGGACGAGGACGUGAGGCAGGAGCAGGAGCAUGAUGAUGAGCUGAGGCCUGGCUCUGGUACAGUUGGCGAUGAGUCAUUAGCAACAGAGGUAGGAGGAGCAGACGAAAGUCGGCACUCCAUUGCAAGCACCUCCUCGCUGCUGCCGUCAUCAUUGGACUAUUCGCUCCUACGGCCAUGGCAGUAUCCGAAGCCUAAGCGGUUACGAUCGCUGGCCUCUACCGCAAACGUAACAGAUGACGCAAGCCUCAGUCCCAGCCUCUCCCUCCAGGCCGGUGACAGUGGGAGCAACAGCUUCGACUUUAGAUCCUCGCCCAUGUUGCCCGCCUCGAGCCAUGAUGACGGCAGCAGCAUCGAGGGGCUGCCUUCUGCUCACAUGAUGCCGUAUGGCGUUCCUGAAAAGCCGAUAUAUGCGUCUAAUGGUCAGACGCGGCGCAACGAUGACGCCGUGCAACGAUCCAUUCUCAGGCUCUCCAAAGUCUCAAAGCUCGAGCUCAGCCAGAGGAACGACGAAAAGGCUGUAGUCAUGGCUGUCGCCGGCGGACUCGUUGCUGUAGGAACAAGUCAGGCUCGGGUCGGGAUGUGGGAGUUCAACGGUAGAUUUAAGGGCUGGCUGGCUCUACCUACAACGACCACGGACUCGGUCACGGCACUCUCCAUUUCUUCCGACCGGACAUUCAUAGCCAUUGGGACGGAUCAGGGGCAUAUCUACCUCUACGACGUCUCCAAACCGCGAUACCCUGCUCGUCACGUCGCACCGACCACACCAAAGGCGGUCACGACGGGCAAGAACGAGGGUCAUCUCCAAGGGACAAAAAUUCUCCAUAUCGGCUUUGUGGGAGCCAGACAUACUGCCAUCGUCUCGGCAGACGAGUUCGGCCUCAGCUUCUACCACAGCCUCGGCAAGAUUCUCGGCGUAAGCAGCAAUGAUACCCUUAGACUACUGGGAAGAUAUCCCAGCAAGGCAGAGAGAGAGGGGAAAGGUACAGAGGUCGAGGCGCUCAACAAUGGCGGCCAGGAGCACGAGCCGACGCCACCAAAAUACCGACAGGCGACGGCUCUCGGCAUGGCACCUCUUCCGUUGGGGCCCAUGCGUCACCUGUCAGAUUCACACAACAUCGUGGCAAUUCUGACGCCCACCAAGCUCGUUGUGGUCGGCUUGAAACCAGCAGCAAGAACCUGGUUCCGCCUCCUUUCGCCCUCUCGAACAAUUGAGACGUGUGGCAGCCUAGUCUGGUUCCCUUCGAUGACGGCCAACGACAGGUCGUCGGCCACCGAAGCGGACGGGAGAGUGCAACCGGUGCUCGCUACGAGCUUCGGAAGACAUCUUGUCCUCGUGCGCCUCAAGACAAUACGCGUCCACGGCGGUACGCCCCAGGCGCCCACUGUUCGGGAGGAGCUGACGAUGGGAGAGGAGCCAGGGUGGGAACACGAUGAACCGAUUCGAUCGCUUCAGUGGCUCUCUCACGAGAUGAUUUUGCUCCAAUCCGAUUCGAAGUUGGCCUUGUUUGACCUUCGGUUCCGAAAGGUGACGGAGACGCAACCCGUCAUCAGCCUCGUGUCGUCACUCGUCUCCAACGACUGGCUUGUCGGAGUCACUUUCAAGUCCAGAGCUGGCGAGGAGAAGCACAUCCACCCUUCCAACGCCUACAGCGUGCGCGCUUACAAGGGUCAAGUCUUCUUUCUGACACCGGGCGACAUCGUCGUAGGCACCCUCAUUACUUGGGCGGACAGGAUUCUGGCACAUGUCUCAGGCGGUGAUUUUCUCGGCGCUAUCGAGCUCAGUACCGAUUACCUAGAAGGCCGAGCCGGUGGCUCCUGCAUAGGACUGCCAGAAUCUAGGGAAGCUCAAAGACCGAUCGUGGCCCAACGACUUCUCGAUCUGAUGCGUGCCUCGACGACAUACGCAUUUUCUGACGAGCGCAUGCACGACGGAACCCACGCUGACCCUAGAGGCGUGGACAGGACGCCAUUGUUCGAAGGUUUGGCGAGGGUUUGCGCAGAAGCCUGCCUGGCCCUCGAAGACCAGACUUUUCUCUUUGACGAGCUGUACGAUACCUAUGCCGACGCCGGUAUCGAGGCCAUCUUUGCCGACCAGAUGGAGCACUUUAUCGUCGCCGGUCAGCUCAGGUUGCUGCCGAUCCCCGUCGUACAACGCCUCAUUUCCUUUCGAAAGAGGCAGCAGAGGUACGAUCUGGCCGAACGCAUCAUCUGGAAUGUCGACCCGGCGAGCUUGGAUCUCGAUCAAGCGCUGAGCCUGUGCCUCGAAAGACGAUUGUUUGACGCACUCAUCUACGUGUAUACGAGGGCACUGCAUGACUUUGUUGGGCCCAUUGUCGAGCUACUCGGCAUCAUCAAGAGGCGCGAUUCUUUGGAGCCACAGGACAACAUUGCAGACUGCUAUAGGCUCUUCUCCUAUCUCUCCGUUGCCCUCACAGGACAUACGUACCCCAAUCACGAGAUGCUUGAAGGAGGCGAGGGCAUCAAGGCCAGGUCAAGCAUCUAUGGUUUUCUCUUUGCGGGCCGUUGCGUCAUGUGGCCAGAAGGACCUGGUGGUCAGCUCGUGUUGACGGUUGCCGACGAGCAGCAGGAGCCCACCUAUCCUUACUUGCGUCUGCUUCUCGCUUUCGAUGCCGAAGCGUUUCUUGACGCACUCGAUAUCGCCUUCGAGGACAGCUACCUCGACGACGAGGAGGAGGAUGAGGUUGACGACAACGAUGAUUUUGCGGCUGUUCGCAAGCACCACCCCCGUUUCACGCGUCAACUCAUCGUCUCUAUUCUCAGUGAAGUGACCUUUGAGGAGGGCAGCGAACUGCAAGAGUCUGCACGCGUCUUCGUCUGCAUCUUUAUCGCUCGCAACGCUCCCAAAUACCCACAAUUCGUGCGCCUUUCUCAACCUGAUGUCAAACAGCUUCUUCAUCACUUGGCAGCAGUCCAAGAUUCGGAGACGCUCGAGGACCGACAGUUCGCGGCCGAAUGUCUUUUGUCGGCCUAUAGGCCUAGCCACAGUGAUGAACUUCUUGCUCAGUUCGAAAGCGCGAGCUUCACAAGAAUCCUUCACCGUGCCUAUCGGUCGGAGUCGAAGUGGGACAAGCUGGCAGACCUGGUCAUCGUCGAAGCACCGAGCAAAGGUCAAGAGACUUUCGACGAGCUAGCCCAGGUCAUUUCUUCCGCCAGAAUGGGCAAGGGUGCACCUUCCGCGGUAUUAAAAAAUGUCGAAAGAAUCGUCCUACAAUCAUUGCCGGCCCUUGUAGACGUGGACGUCGGCCGCACAGCGGAGCUCAUGGGCCGUUUCUUUCCGGCAAGACAAGCUGAAGCGAUUUCGCUGCUGGAUCGAUCUCCGCACCGACAGCUGGCCUAUCUCGGCGUGCUGCUUGAUCCCUGGCAAGACUCAGAAGAGCUUCCUCUCCAGAUGAGGUCCGACACCUCUCUACCAUCCGCCGCGACGGACAAAAAGUCGACAAAUUCGAAGCUUCGAGACAGCGUCGAUCAGCCGCAGAGGGAUCUGUACAUUUCGCUGCUGUGCUCUAUGGAGCCACACGUACUCGUCAAGACGCUCGACGCGAUGCCCGCGAACUUCUUUGACUUGAAGCACUUAGCCAACGUUGCUGAAGAAGAAGGAGUGAUCGAUGGUGCCCUCUGGGCCUUUGACCGGCAAGGGCAGUUGGACAAGGGACUUGAUGCCUUUGAGCGAAGCGUGGCUCAACGUGCCUUUGUCCUUCGCGAUCAAGCGCAAGAGGACGAUAGUCGAGGAAGCGAGAUCAACGAGGAGGCAGAUGCAGAAUUUGAAGAGGCAAAGGAGCAGCUCGAACAGGGCGUCAGCAUGGCUGUGAGGCUUUGCAGAGAGCAUGGACAGCUCAGCGAUCCGGAUGCUCAGAAGCACUGGGUAAGAUUGUUGAAGAUCCUCAUCCAUCUCGUCCACGAUGUCACAACCACAGGAGGCAAAAUGGCAACACGAUCGCAGUCGUUGGCCAAGUCAUUUGUAGAAGACUCCCUUUCAGCGCUUGUCUCUUCGACGUCGGCCGAUAGCAUGCCUUUCGCAGACCUUUUUCGAAGGCUGUUGGAGGACGAGAAAGAGGAGAAAAGCCCUCGAGACAAAGAUGGGCAGCCGACUACUCCUUCACGUUACUAUGCCGAGGUCCGACCGAUCAUCAACGGGAUGGUCGAGGCAUAUCGGCUUCGACAAGGCCUUUUGGGGAUCACGAACCGUCUCUUUGACCGCGACGUCUUCUACGAAAUGCAGAAUCUAGCCACCAGGAGACGGCGAGGUUGGAGACCAGGUACUUUUGGUACGGGCACGCGAUGUGAGGGCUGCCAGAGGCUCGUCUUUGGUUCCUCCACACAGUCCUCGUCGAUGAGUGCUACGAGAAGGCCGGGGUUCAAGCGGGGUGCGAGCGUAAACGACAUCUUCGUUGACGGCAGUGCUUCCUCAAAAGUAGCAGCGGCGGGAGCCCUGACGAUGAUGAAUAGUAGAGACGGCAGCAUCAUCAUUCCUUCGUUAGACGACUUGCCCAAAAGGACUCCUUCGCCGUUCCUGGAACCGGCCGUGAGCCCUCGUCCUGACAAGGGAAAGGGCGUUGAAAGGAGACCGUCUGCGCUAUCCCUUGGAUACGAGUCUGCGUGGGAUCGCGACCAGCAGCAGGAGCAAGAAGGGUUGCAGUAUGACAAUGCUGAUUUAUCCGGCAGCAAUAGCGGCGCAGCGCGGACGAAGAGGAAGCCGACGACUGACCCGUGCGAGAGCUUCACGGCACCGAUGACACCCAGGCCAGUGUUUCCUGGCACUAAUGACUGGAACUCGCUUACAAGGCCGAGCGAGGACUACUUUGGUAGCGCCUCAAACACUCCAGGGAUUGGAAUCGAAGGAGCGUCGGCUUCGCUCGCCUCUUCGUCGGACUGGUCACUCGAUGCAGGGAUGAAGGGCAAGGAAGACAGCGACGAGGGUGAUCUCGACGAUGAAGAAGAAGAGGGCGACGCGAAGGGUCAAAUCGUCGUUCUUGUCAAUGGCCAGGUCUGGCACAGGCGCUGCGCUCCACAAUGGGUACUAGCUGGUGCUCCAGGCCCAGGUCAGACCCAAGGGCCGGGAAAUUAAUGCUGCCUUCCUCUCUGUUUUGUACCAAGCGCUCCUGCAACUCAGCUCUUGCAAAUUAAAUCGCAAUGGUCAUUCGAUGCAGUUCCC
Messenger RNA from Acaromyces ingoldii, 5583 nucleotides. RefSeq lists its product as hypothetical. Gene Ontology annotation, molecular function: protein binding. The coding region runs from base 160 to 5496 and encodes 1778 amino acids. The record is from RefSeq and is a predicted model, not a curated record. Gene Ontology annotation, cellular component: HOPS complex; late endosome. NCBI's taxonomy places the organism in Eukaryota, Fungi, Basidiomycota, Exobasidiomycetes, Exobasidiales, Cryptobasidiaceae. Gene Ontology annotation, biological process: endosomal vesicle fusion; protein targeting to vacuole. The transcript has 2 exons.